Chenopodium quinoa (quinoa) is the source of this 1161-nucleotide messenger RNA. RefSeq lists its product as uncharacterized. The record is from RefSeq and is a predicted model, not a curated record. Lineage: Eukaryota; Viridiplantae; Streptophyta; Magnoliopsida; Caryophyllales; Amaranthaceae. The transcript has 3 exons. Bases 1 to 1161 code for a protein of 386 amino acids.
AUGUCGGUGAGUGAUAAGAAUUUCAAUGAGAUGAUGACACACAACAAUAUUCUUGAAACCCAAAUAACUCAACUAUCCAACACUUUAAAAGAUUGUGCUAGCCCUUCUUCACUACCCUCUCAAGGAGUUGAUCCUAAGAAACCCGUUUAUUCUAUCACCACAAAUAGUGGAAAAGUGCUUAAAGAGAGAGUUUCUAGGAAUAGUGAGGAGGAUGAGAAGAAGAGUGAUUGUGAUUCAAGUGAGGAAAAAGAGAAAGAUGUGUCUAAGAGUGUGAGCAAAGAAGAAAUCCUUGUGAAAAAGAAGAGUGUUGAGAGAGUGCAAGAGGAAGUGAGAAAACCCGACCUUCCAUAUCCCCAAAAGUUUAUGAGAAACAAGUUAGAUGAACAAUUUGGGAGAUAUGUUGACAUGUUGAAGGAGGUCCAUCUUUCUAUCCCUCUCACCGAAGCUAUGACCCAAAUUCCUAGAUAUUCCAAAUUCCUUAAGGAUAUUUUGAGUGGCAAGAGAGAGUGCAAUGAGAUAGAUUCGAUAGAGUUUGGUGCUAGUGUUAGCAUUAUGCCUUACUCGGUGUUCAAGAAGCUUAAUCUAAGAGAAAUUCUUCCUACGAACAUGACCUUGCAAUUGGUUGAUAGAUCUAUUAUGUUCCCAAAAGGAAAAGUUGAAGAUGUUCCCCUUAGGAUAGGUGGUUUCACAAUUCUCGUAGAUUUUAUUGUGCUAGAAAUUGAAGAGGAUGACCACAUUUCUAUUACUCUAGGGAGACUAUUAUUAGCUACCUCGGGUUCUCUAAUAGAUGUUAAAGGAGACCGUAUCACUUUGAGAGUUGGAGUCAUGAAUGAUAAUUCCCUUCGUUCAUUGGAUAAUGUGUGUGUGAUUAAUUCUUCAACUAACGGUGUUCACGAGAUUUUUGAUGAUGUGCUUGUGAAGUUUGAUGGCAUGAAAGUUAGUAAAAAAGAAAAGGAGCUUUCAAUGGCUAAGGACGAAGAGGUAAUUGACAUUCCACAUUGGUUUGAGCUUUGUCCUCUAGAGGAGGAGGAUGGUUCCAAGGAAGUGGAUGGUGUUAACCCAUCUACAAGAAGGAACAAGGCUAAGAAGAAGGCAAGGGUUUCUAGGAAGAAGCGAAUGAGAUUGAAGUUGAAGAAUGAGAAGGUUGUUUUUGAAGUUUAA